Messenger RNA from Talaromyces proteolyticus, 1605 nucleotides. RefSeq lists its product as uncharacterized. Gene Ontology annotation, biological process: regulation of transcription by RNA polymerase II. The record is from RefSeq and is a predicted model, not a curated record. The coding region runs from base 149 to 1486 and encodes 445 amino acids. The transcript has 2 exons. NCBI's taxonomy places the organism in Eukaryota, Fungi, Ascomycota, Eurotiomycetes, Eurotiales, Trichocomaceae. Gene Ontology annotation, molecular function: zinc ion binding; DNA-binding transcription activator activity, RNA polymerase II-specific.
CUUGUGGUCAUCUUUCGGACCUCUUUUCACCCGCCAUCCCCGAUAUCGAUAUCAGAGCAGGUCAGCCGCCUUCAAUCUCUCAGGAAAAAAAAUACAAUUUUUAAUCAUCCAUCAGCCUAUCAAUUUACAUACACGUAGUAAUUACUCCAUGCCAGGCGUUCCAACCAGCACAGGCUGCAAUACAUGCAGAAAACAAAAGAAGAAAUGCGAUGAAAAACAACCCAGCUGCUCGCGAUGUUUGCGCCUGCAGGUUCCUUGUAUCGGGUCUGGUACAAGGAGAUUCAAGUUUCAUGAAUUUUCUGGGGAAGGGGCAACCACACAGCAAUUGCCCUUGAUAAGCGAUUCGAAUUUCAAAGUUGUCACUGUAUAUCAAUCCAAGACAGUUAUCACAGGAAAAACAAGGCCUAAGAAAUCACUAAAUCACAGGUCCGAGAAAAAGUCGGCAGAAUUUCUCGGAGACUCAUCUGGUUCAGAGACGGCGUCAUUGAAGAUUCCCCAAUACUCAUUCUCUAGUACGCCUGAAUUCUCUAGCCCCCUUGAGCAACGAUUAAUGCAUCGAUGGUUGACAAGAACCAUGUGGUGCGUUUAUGGGGUGCCGAACGAUAUGGAAUAUCUCCAGGAAUAUUUACCACACAUGGCAUUGGCGAAUAAGUAUCUUAAAAAUGGCCUUCUUGCACUGGCGGCGGCAGAUUUUGCUCACUCUGGCGGACAAAAACAAUAUCUGAUGCCGGCACUUGAGUACAGUGUCAAAGCAGCUGCCGACUUUCGACUUCAGCUCAUUGACCUCAAUGAGCACAGUGCUAGCUUACUCUACGCUUUCAUAGAGUGUAUGGCAAUCUUCUCUUUUGUCACUUCGGGUCUGCCAAGACCAUUGGCACGACUCAGCAAGACUUUUGAUGUCAUGCUCAGCGCCAAAACUAUGUUCCUAGCCCGCUUUCCAAAUUCGCUGCCAUCCUGCCAGUCUGAAAUAGUGUCAAGUAUAGAUAUGUCGGUUCUAGAUAUUCUAGAUGAUGAGACAGCAUCAGCCCUCGACUUACUUACUACUAUCAGCCGCCAGAUCCGAGUACUUAUAACAGCCGAUGGGCAUACCGAGAUCGCCGGGGAUACCGAAGUGUAUCAAAUUGCCAUUGGACACAUAAAAUGCAGCUUUGCCGAGCAUAAAAGGGGUGUGAUAAAAAAUUAUUGCUGGAUUCUAGUCUCAGUAGUUGACAGAUGCUUCUUCCAAUCUCUCAAGCAAUUGGAACCCAUGGCUUUAUUAAUUAUGAUGUAUUUCGGGGUUAUUCUAGACCGAAUGGGGAGAGAUCCUACGGCAUGGUAUAUUGGCUCUCGGGGUAAAGAUCUCGUGGAAGAUAUUUCGGAAAUUUUAGAGCUAUCCCCUGUUUCGCAGAUCCCAGAUGGGCAAGUGGCAAUAACCUGGUCGAGACAGCAGGUUGGCAUCCUUCCCUAUAUAUUACCACCAUCGAUUGAGGAUCUAGAAGGUUGUUAAACAAGUGGAUGUGAGAUUGGAAGUGGUGUUUGUAUUAUCACCUACAUCAUUCAGUUCAUUGAUAGAAACAUUUUGGUAUGAUAUAUACUAUAAUUUUGCAAAAAGAAAAUCAGAAAUAA